Messenger RNA from Saccoglossus kowalevskii, 1050 nucleotides. RefSeq names its product zonadhesin-like. NCBI's taxonomy places the organism in Eukaryota, Metazoa, Hemichordata, Enteropneusta, Harrimaniidae. The record is from RefSeq and is a predicted model, not a curated record.
AGCGAUCGCAGACAAACUGUAGGCUUGGUAUCGUCAAGAAUCCACCAACACGACGUCAGUAUGGAAAGAGCUAUUUCAAAUGUAGUUAAAGUGUUUCUGUUCAGUGCAUGUUUAACUAGUGUACUGGCAGCAAGCUUGGAAGGAAAGGAGUCGCCAGUGAGUGACACUGAAAGUAGACUUGACAGUUUUUUUCAUGGCUUGUACCAAAGACAGGCGCUACAAUCUCAAUGUAAUGUAAAUGACCCAUGUAAAUCAUCUAUGCUAUAUAAAGGGUCAACUGUUACCUCACAUGGAGAAUGUGGACAACAAUGCGAUAUCACAAAAGAUCUGCAAAUGAAUAACAACCUUAAUUUAUGCAACAAAGUAAGCAAAUGUGGAUGUAAAUGCUGUAUCCGGUCAAACAUUGGCAAAUCCUUGGAGGCAAUUGGUUAUCAAUGUAUAGCAGAUGACGCAAAAGAGCAUAAGCUCGAAGGAGGGCAAUCACAGGGAGAUCCCCAUUUAACAACGUUUGACGGCUUGAACUAUACUCAUACCGGUCAAAACUGCACAUAUGUAUUAUUCAAAGAGUGUAAGCGAUACCCGUCAUUCGUGGUAGCUACAAAAUAUACAGGAUUUAUAGAUAGGAGAGAGAGAAUCCACAGCCAGGUGUCAGAUGUACUAAUUAAAGUGAAACACACCUUGAUCCAACUUGGUCAAGGGAGUGAAAUAUACGUUAAUGGCAAGCCGAUCACUGUACUGCCUUGGACUGAUGGGGGGACAAUUACAAUCAGGAACAGAGAUAACAGACACGUGAGCGUAAACGUCGAAAACAAAUUCACUGUUUCCUGGACUGGUUUCGGCAACAUAGCCUCAAAACUCGACUCGUCAUUGGAUGGAGCUGUAUGUGGAUUGCUCGGAAAUGCUGACGGAGAUCCAAAGAAUGACUUGCAGAUGGAAGAUGGUACAUUGGUGGGAAUCGAGGAUGCUGAAAAGUUUGGAAACAGCUGGAUGAUCCCUGGAAGCUGCAAGACGGAGGUUACAAAGGAUGAAAUAAAGUUUAUUCAGCAGUAA